AGCUGCGAUGUGCCCGGAACUUCACAACAAUGUGCGCCACGGGUUUGCCUCGAGUGGCCGCUGUGCUGGCGUUGGACGCUGCGGACGAAAACAUCGAGGCCGUCUGCACGCCACGCACUGAGCUGCAUACGAUGUACAACAGCGCCAUCCGGUGCCUGAACAAGGUGGGCGUCAAGAUGAACGGUUGCAUCCGCGAUUUGGUCAUCGACCUGAACACGGCAGUCGCAAGAGCGCCAAUUGAAAGCCAGGUGGCCUACGGUUGCUGUUACUACUACGACCUGCUGGGAUGCUACAACGACGCGCUGACCGAGUGCACAGGCACGGAUGCGAACAGGCUUGUCGCCACCCUGGCCGAGAACGUGUUCGGCCAGACCCUGGGCCUCGUCUGCGGCGUCUACACGAAAGGGUCGCCAGCGUGCCUGACGCUUGAGCCACUGAAGAGGCUCGACCUGUCCGAACUGGACACGGAGAACUUCAUCGUGCCGCUGGUCACCAUCGCCGGCACACUGAGACACUCCAAGGUUGUGCGCAGGCACCUAUGACACGGUGGAAGCGACCGAUACUCAUGGCUGCGUGUACACCAGCAAGCAGCAACGGUUGGGGACUCAACGAGAGAUGCGAAGAACCACUGAAUGAAGGACGCCGACAGUCAUUGCAACCAAGAAAUGAGCAUGAGAACUGUAGCUAAUGCCGGCCACAUUGAAGCAAGAGCGAUAAAUUAGUCGUAACCGAACGGAACGUUUUCAAAAAAGCAAUCUAUGCUCAGAUUUUACCCUUGUUCCAGCUGUUUCCUAACUUUUGAAGGCUAAAAUAGCUAUCCUGUUGUGAAGGUAUGGGGAAGUUCAUAUGUAUCGAGGGUGCGUCGAGCAGCAGGCAUGUGUUUAUAUUGACCGUUCUGGUAAACCUUCUGGUAUUGUUCAUCCAUAGCAAGCAGGACAGAAAUCAAUAAAGAAAAAAGAAGUGCAUGAGGUUCACGUGAACCGUGUAGAGUUGACUCACCCUGUUCGACCAGUUUGAGAGGCGUUCACAAUUCCGGAUCGUCACUCUUACCCAGAAAUUUUUUUUCGAGUAAAGUAUCGUGUGCAUGAAACCAGGGAUGUUUCGCGAAAAAAAUGCCAAUUUGUGCAAGUGACGUCAUAUGCUUCAGUGUAGCACGUCACAGAAAACAAAGAUCACUUGUCAAGGUCCAGUAGCAAACCCCUCUUCAUUGAUAAAUAAUCACCCCCAAUUCACACGAAAAAUGCUGUCUGCGAAAGCCUUUCGUCAGUGACCAUUCCAUAAGCUAGUGUUCCCAUCGUUAUCAUGAGUGACCGGUGUUCUUUCAUGUCAGCUGCUUUUUAUCAGAAAUAGCAAGGGAUACUUAAGUUGGUGAACGUUCAUAUUUGGCAAGAACAGCGCUAAGAAAGGCGAGGACUAAGAAAGGCAGGUUCAACGCUCUUAUUUGAAUCGAUGUGUUCCUUAUUACUCGUCAUUCUUUGCGCUGCUUUUGUCAAGUAAGAGCAGCUUUUUAAAUCGACCGAGAUUGAAACGAUUUUGUUAUUCCCUCUGUCAGGGAAAUUGGAUGCAACACUGACAUUAAAGUGCAUCGUACGAAGCAGUGGCGCAGUUGAUGUUCAUUCAGUCGACAUAAGGGGAAACGCGCUGCCCCUGACAUGGAUUCGAAUCCUAGUAUUUGUGGAUACAUCCGGGACCACGACGACGACGACGAUGAUGAUGAUGAUGAUGUCUUAUUCAAUCGCACAAACCCACCGUGGGGUCACGGACCGGGUCACCACCAUAGUACCGGUCUUCUGCCUUUUCAGCUUCCUUCUUUCGUCGCGAUGUCUCUGCUCUUGGUCUCUGCGCGCACAGAAUGCGAGCACUAGUUCACUCAAAUUUAAGCCGGGAAAAACUUGGUGUUUAAGCGUUAGGAACUGCGCUCUUUGGACGUCAAAUAUGAGUGACGUGCGCCAACUUCGCAUGAAGAACUACUAUGUGAAGGCAAUAGAGUUCUGUCUGAAUGAGAGUGAGAGAGAGGGGCUCGAUCUUCACAAAAAAGUGCAGAAUUUAGCUUCGCGGUACGCCGAGUGGGCUACUUCAGGUGGAUGCCAUGAUGAAUGAAAUGAUACGCAAAUGAGAUAAUGCAUAUGAUGGACACAUAACAGACGGGAAACACACCACACGUAACAUACAGAAGUACGAAAAAAUCGGUGAGACCAGCGUAUCGCAAAAAAUGUUAGGAGCACAUUCGCAGCAUGGGACGCUGCGGCGGCAUUCGUCCAUGGUCCAAGUGCAUGUUGUAGCCCAAGGUGCGAACACUCGCAUACAAAAAUAAUUUGGUCAUUAUGAAGGUCCUUUGAAGUGUAGAGGUUCCAAUUGCACAUUAAGUGUGCUAUAUCCUCUCGUACAUUGCACGAAGGGCAAAGCAGCGAGCCUAUCAUCAAAAUUUUGUACUACUAUUUCGUAUAGGGAACGUUCAGACGAAUACAAUACAGACGUGCACAAUCACACCUGUCAAGCCCACACGGCAUGCCAAAAUCACACGUACGGUCGUGAGUGGAAAUGGGUGUUAGUACCGCUGUGGGUCUGUCCGAUAGCACGCUGUAAGACCCACGCAUCAGAAGACACUGUAGCCGUACCGUCACUCCUAUAAAAAAGAAUCGUGAUAUAUCUGAAUGUGUAAUGCUCACAUACGAUCCCUGGGAGAGAAACUUGAAUGCUCAAUUCGAUCAAGUGAAUGCGCAAUUCGAUCAAGAGCAAUAUUGCUUGUCAUCUCAAAAAAAAAAAAAAAAACUUCGUGCCUUUCACCUAUGUAAAUACCGGCUAACUGCAAAGCACACAUGCAUUAUUAGAGAUCGUGCCGAGUGUGUACAGGCGAUCGAUUUCUUUACAAUCUGAAGAGGUCUACUAUUUUUCCUCACAGGUGGCAGAAACAUACAGCCACAAUAAAUGAAAAAAAAACACACGAAAGACAUUGUUUGGCAUAGUAAUAGAACUGUCUUCGAUGUAUUGUUUUUAUUUAAAAAAAUGACGUUACGUUUACGUUGGCUCACCAAGAGUAACUAGAGGUCCGAUUGGACGGUGCAUGAAUGCAAGUGUGUUGUCCUCUUCCCGUUAAGCUGCUUGGUCUUGGCCCAAUACUUCCGACUCUCAGCUUUCGCCCUCCGGUUUGCUUCUUCCUUUCGAAACUGGUGGCUGAAAUGCUUUCAUGAACUACGUUACAUGUUUCAUACUGUCUCUGGGGCCUUGUAUAUAACAGGUUUGUGUUGAAAAAGUGUUUUCUUAGAAAUGCACACCCUGCAAUUAAAUAGUACCGUCGUUGUUGCCA
Molecule: messenger RNA, 3307 nt
Organism: Dermacentor silvarum
Lineage: Eukaryota; Metazoa; Arthropoda; Arachnida; Ixodida; Ixodidae
Exons: 3
Coding region: 30-542 (170 amino acids)
Source: RefSeq, a predicted model, not a curated record